CUCCCUGGUACCUUGGUCACAUUUCGUUUUGUCCAUCGCGUCUUUCACUACCUGAGCCCAACUGGAUACGUUGUACAGCUAUUCGAUCGCUGCAUCGUUGGUGUAGUCUGCCUUGCGUGCCUGUCCGGGUCUUCAAACAGCAGCCAUUUAAUCGCAUUCCUUGACGCCUUGGCUGCGCAGACCUAUCAUGUUCUCGCCGCUUUCGAAUGGCACGCCAGGGCUGCAAGAUGACAUCAAUCGCACCCAGGGUUCUGGAGGCCGCAACCAUACCGGGGGCAGCAGUAGCAACAGGGGAGGUCCAGCUGGUAGAUUGGCGGGAAGUACUCUGCGCAGAGCCGGAUUGGUAGAUCAAGACUCCGGUAUGCGUGAUGCCAGUCGCGCCGGACCGAGCAGGAGAUGGGAAAGGGCUGUUGGAAGCAGUGGAGAGAACACGUCUUCAUUGAAAAGAACACUAGACGAGCCGGUAUCCGCGGCUAGGGGUCGGUCAUCCAAGCUGCGUCUAGCACGAGAUCGCGCCAAUCCCAUCGGCAAGCGGCAUCGAGGCAGCGGGCCGGUCACAGAUUCUGCAUUGGCAGGAGGGGCGGCAAGCAGGGGAGGUCGGGGCGCAGGUGUCAAGGGUGUUGCUUUACGCGGAUCAACAGGGAAGCAAAAGCUGCGCAAAGCGCAAGCAGGUGAAGUCGCGCGAAAUGGCAGCACCAUCGAGACGCUCAAGUCGUUCUUGACCUCGCGUUGGGACGCCAAUAGCGGCUUCCUCAAUCUGUCGAACAUGGCUUCCGAUCCGAUCCUGCUAGCAGCGGAGAUCAAACCUCCAGGAGUAAGCGGGGCGGCAAAGGAGAUCAGCAACGCUAUCUGGAAGCUCGCGAGGGAAAUGUUUCCAACUAUCACGACACUCAGUCUGGCGAGCAAUGGCUUCAAGAGCCUCGUACCCGUCAUGAGCGUGCCAGAGUUCCUUCCCAAGUUGCGCAACCUCAGCUUGCAAGGAAAUGACAUCAAGUGGACCAAGGACCUUGCCGCCAUCGCCCCUACAGUCUCAGGAAAUUCAGGACGGCGCUUCGAGGAGCUAAGCGAGCUAGUGCUGCUGGAAAAUCCAGUGCAGCAGAAUGCAGUGGCUGCUGGGAAUGAGGCUGGUUAUCGAGAGGAGGUGCUAGUCAAGUUUCCUUCCCUCAAAAUGCUAGAUAUGAAGCCUGUGGAAGCUGUGGAGGCACAACAAGCAGCUUCAGGUAGCAAAAGCGGAAGCAGCACGCAAGGGCAGGCCAGCUCUUUUGUCGGCGUCGCUCCAAUACCAAUGCCACUUGCGGUCAAGCCUGGCUUCUCCGACGAGUCAGCACAAGCCAUUAUCCCAGCUUUCCUGUCGACAUUCUUUGGCCAUAUGGACACUGGCCGACAACAACUCAAGCCUGCUUAUGCUCCAAAAGCGGUGAUGACAUUCACGCUUCCGCUGCAAGCUCCUCCUCGAGCGCGAGCCGAAGGCUUUCUGUUCAGCAUGAAGAACCAGCGCGGGUUACAUGGCAUGACCGACAAGCUGAAGAUGCUCAGCGCACAUGACAUUAUGCGGCUCGGCACGCAUUCGGCCAGCAAAGGCGUACACAGCGGGCCAGAUGCGAUUGUGGACUUCAUGACGCGUCAACUGCCCAAGAGCAGACAUCCUCUCUCAGAAGCAAGCAAGUUCGUUGUCGAUGCGUGGGUCCUGCCUAACGAAAGAAUUGGAGCCGUAGUAGAUACGAGAUCAGAGAAGUCGAGCGCUGUGUUAUUCAUCAGCGUGCAUGGGGAGUACACCGAACUGCCAUCGGAAGGCGUGCGAAGCUUCGACCGGACAUUUGUCGUCGCUCCAGCUGCGCCGGGCUCCACCGCGGCGAAUGCCGGUUGGCCCUGCGUGAUUUUGAACGAGCAAUUCACCAUCCGGCAGUAUUCUGGCAACUCGGCGUGGAACCCCAAGCCAGUCGAGUCUGGCUCUGCAACUUCCGCUUCAGGUCUUACUCCACAGCAAGAAGGGGAAGUGACGCGGCUUGCUGCACAGACUGGCAUGACGCUGCCCUUUGCCAUGCAGUGUCUCGCGCAGAAUGAAUGGCAGUACGAGCAGGCUGUCGCGAACUUUGCGUCUCUCAAGCAGGCUGGUCAGAUCCCGCCGGAAGCGUUCCAGUAAGAGCAGCAGCAAACACUUACGCAAUAUCAGCGAGGCAGGAUUUACACUAGUAAACAAUUCCCCUGCAAUGCGGUCGCCAUAAAUCAAUCCUGUAUCAUCAAUUCUUGGCUAUUCAAUUGUAUGCACC
Messenger RNA from Tilletiaria anomala UBC 951, 2270 nucleotides. Its product is annotated as NTF2-like protein. Gene Ontology annotation, biological process: poly(A)+ mRNA export from nucleus. Gene Ontology annotation, molecular function: RNA binding; protein binding. Bases 188 to 2143 code for a protein of 651 amino acids. The record is from RefSeq and is a predicted model, not a curated record. NCBI's taxonomy places the organism in Eukaryota, Fungi, Basidiomycota, Exobasidiomycetes, Georgefischeriales, Tilletiariaceae. Gene Ontology annotation, cellular component: nucleus. The transcript has 5 exons.